UUAUUCCCCAUAAUUUGCGAGGGUGUAAAAUCCGAAUUUUGACCUUGAGAUCUCUGGGAGACGGCCUGAAGGAGGAAGCAGAUGGCGGGAGAAGAGGUUUCCGGUCCGGCAGGUCCUAAGGUUCUCCGUUUUCUCUAUUUCGCCGGCGCCGGAUUUGUCUUCGCCAUCGCGGUAAACAAGUGGCGGGAGAUGGAGCGCCGUUCUCUGUUGCAACAGCAUCAGAAGCAGAUGUUGAAUCAUCAAUUCUCAGAAACUCCUAAUGAUGCGGUACAGAAGGUCGUCGAGUGAUCUCAGGGUUUAGGGUGAUACUCAAGGAUCUUUAAGAUGCUUUCCCUCAACAGUCAAGCCUGUUAUUUUCAACUAGAUUUCCGAUUCUGGAUAAAAGUAUUUCGACGAUGAUCCAUGUUUUUUUUUGCUGUGACGCUGGGUAGAUUUGAGCCAAUGCCAAGGAAAUGAUGCCUCUGUCAAUACUGCUGUCUCUUCCUUCAUCCCGGCCGGAUCUAGCCACCUCUGUUUCUAAUCUCAAUUUUUGUUUACAAGUACAUUAGGGUCUGAAGGAAACAUCAUUUUCAACUUGAACUACCCUAGAGUAACUGGAAUAAAUUCCUCCUUUUCUACCUGUUAGCUAAUUUUUUGAAGUUCAUUUCUGA
This is a messenger RNA of Momordica charantia (bitter melon), 650 nucleotides long. RefSeq lists its product as uncharacterized. The record is from RefSeq and is a predicted model, not a curated record. Lineage: Eukaryota; Viridiplantae; Streptophyta; Magnoliopsida; Cucurbitales; Cucurbitaceae.